GUGAGAGAAGGAGCCCUUUGGACGAACAGAGAACACGACGGCAACGAUAGACAAAUUUGGGAACGAAGAACGCUAAUAGUCCCAAUAAGGAUGUGAAGUGAAAGCAAGGUGGUGUUCUGGCAAAAGGUUUGUUUUCGAUUUUCGAGUCGAUUUGGAGUGCAGUGUAGUGAGACGAGUUUGUUUUGACUCGUGAAUGGAUAUUGUGUCUACAACUUGUUAUCAACUUUGAAGCUGGCUGACUUCGGGUAAGGUCGGCCAAAGAGAGCGCAUCAUGUCGGUGGAUCUUCAUUUAUCGCAUCAUGGGUCGCCCCCCAACUCUUUACAAAUGGUGCCAGUCCCGGAUGAGACCGAAGAGGAAGAUCCGGAUAUCCUGGAUCUGUCCGGACAGAAUCUGGAAAAACUCACCCGAGCCGCUCCCGAUUGCCAACUGAAUACCACCACUUUGAUUUUGGAUGAUAACUUGCUUCAACGAUUGGACAAUAUCCACACAUACCAGUGUCUCGAAAAACUGUCUGUCCAGAGCAACCAACUGAUCCGGAUGUUUCAAGUAGCCAAAUUGAGUCAUCUCAAGAUUCUGAACCUGGCCCAUAACCACGUGGUCACCAUGGAAGGACUCAAAGAGCUCAAACUACUCACUUGGUUGAGCCUGGCUGCCAAUAACAUCAAAGCUAUCGAGCAUCUCAACCAGAAUGUGCAUCUUGAGCACCUUGAUUUGUCUGACAACGCCAUCACCACGGUAGCGGAUAUAUCCUAUUUAAAGAAUCUGAAGACGUGUCUUCUCCAUAAGAAUCGCAUCACAACUCUCCAGGGAUGUGAGCGCUCCCUUCCCACAGCCUUGACAGCCUUGACUUUGAACGAUAACGAAGUCUCAGACCUGACGGAUGUCUCUCAUCUAACGGCCCUCCAAUCCCUCGAGCAACUCACCUUUGCCAAUAAUCCUGCCAUUGAACAGCCAGAGGACAUUCGGAAGCAAUUUGACUAUCGCCCGUACAUCAUCAACUGGUGUUUGGGCAUCCAAGUCUUGGAUGGAAUCCUAGUGGGAGCUAAAGAGAGCUUGAAAGCGGAGUGGAUGUACAGCCAGAGCAAAGGACGGCAAUUUACCAAAGGAUACCACUCCGAUCUCUUGGAUUAUCUCGUGGACACCUGCCCUCUACAUCCGGAUAAGGAUUGGCAAGAGGACAAAAAACUCAAUCUCAUCCUUUCCAAAGUCCAGGAGCACCAACUCAGUCUCCGACAAGAACUGCCUUCGAGUUGCCUGAGCAAUGGUAUGCCUCAUCCUGGUUCUAGCACUUUACCUAGAUCUUUCACAACCUCAUCAGGUAAUGAAGGCACGCCUCGACGAAACUCUUCUUCCUUUGAGCCUUCAGCCGGCAUCGCCUCGCCAAGGACUCCUUCAAGGUCCGUGAGUGCCACCCCAACUCUUCAGCGACGGAGCUUUCAAUCGAGAUCGGGCAGUUUCCGGACAUCCCGGACCUCUCCAUCCCCGGUGAGAAGGGCCACGCCCCUGCGCAAUCAAAACGACCCGCCCAAAGUGUACCGGGUGGCUUUGCCUCGAACUCUAUAUGGGGACGAUAUUAACGGAAACCAAUCCAACGGCGGCACUCUCAUGACCCAAAGUAUGGAUCCCAGUCAACUGGGCUCCACCCUGGUCGAUAGUGGACAUUUGAGGACGGCAGAAUCCGUCAUGAGUCAAAGUAUCACGGAUGAGCGUCUCUUCCGAACCACUGGAGGGUCAACAUCAUCUCGACCCAACUCAUUGUUUGAGCACAGUGACAAUGAGAUGCAGGUCCAGGAUCUUUCAGAGAACGAGUUGGGCCAAGCCAAGCUGUAUCACCGCCUUCAGAACCGCUUGAAUCCAGUGCCCGAAUCAUUAAAUAGUCCCGAUGUGCCGGUCCCGAAACGCAAGAAUCAACGAGAUGAUCCCAUGAUGUUGUACAAUCGGGAUUUCACCGCCUCGUUCCCGUCCGCUCAGGUCCAAAACCCAUUCCAAUCUUUGCCCCUGAGUGCCAGCUACCAUGCCUCAGUCCAGGGAAAUGGUGGACGGGGGGAUAGCAGCUCCAGUGAUCCGGAUAAUAACAUGGUGCCUCCAGCCAAACCCGUUAGCAAGUCCAAACCCAAGGCUCGACCCACUCGGCUCCUGAACCGCAACUCUUCAUCCGUGGGGAGCGGGGUUAUGAGUGGAAAUAAUUCGCCGAGGCCGGAAUUAAGAUCGAACUCCAUGGGUCCUCGGGGUAAUAUGGAGGUCCGAAAGUCCCAUCCUCCGAAUCGGCAGGUCAAUGAUUUGAAAAAAAACGAUGACAAUGUUCGAAAGAGCCAACGGUCCUCGAGCAAUCGAAAAGUGGCUCAAACUUCAACGGCCGAGGAUGAUUCGAGCCAUAGUGAAUCGGAUAAUGAAUUAGCCAGGCAGAGGAACCAAAAGUCCAUGGGACGCGAAACCACUCCCAAAGGUUCAAGACCCUCAAGUGCUCGAAAUGGGAAGAAGACGAAUGGAUUGAGAACGGGCAAGGGCGCCACUGGAUCAGGCUCUGAUGUGGAGAAAAAGACCCCGAGGUAUGUGGCGGAUAAAUAUUCGUCGGAGACGCGACCAGAGGGUCCACCAACACGAUCCAGACCGUCGAAUCGACCGGGCAGUGCCCCUAUCAAAAGCGCAGCUAAGUCAAACCAUUCCGUCAAUCGUCAAAGGUCAAAUACCUUGAACAUGUCCAACCGGAAACAAACGAAUUCUACAGGUUCGGAUGUCAUGUCGAAAUCUCAAUAUUACGACCGGAGCACGAGUGUCACCUCCAAUCCUGAUCCCAUGACAAUGUCGACCUCGACGGCCUCCACCGUGAUUCAAAAGACUUGGAAAGGUCACCACACCCGACACAAGGACGAAAAAGUCCAAGAGCUCAAGCACGAGGUGCGCUCCAUGAGGACCGAAGAGCACGUCAAAUAUCUCACCAAAGAGCUCAAUCAAGCCAAAUCGGCGUUGGAGCAAGAGCGCAAACUCCGAUCCUUGCAAAUGGACGCCAUCAAGGUCCUAUGGAAGGAGGUACAAAUGAUGGAUGCCACGAAAAACAACGAGAAAGACCGCUCACGCCCUAGCGGCAGUUUUGGGAGCAAGAUCAGCUCCAGAUCCUCCGAGCACUCCAUUGCCAAACUCAUGGAGACUCUGGAAGCCACCGCUGGCAACAACGGGUCCAACUCGUCCAAUCUGCUGACGCCCGCCAAAUCCACGCCGUCAAGCGAAGGUCUCAAAUCGCCCAAGACUCCGAAUAUGGAAACCAUUCACAAGUUGAAUCUCACCUGCAAUGGUCUUCAAACCCAAGUGGAACAGCUCCAGUCCAGCUUGAACGGGGUCCUGAAGUUCAUGUCGGCCUUCUCGUCCAACAUCGAACGGACGCGACACUCUAGUUCCACGUCCACCACCCAAGAUACGGCCUCUUUUCAGUUCUACCACACCCCUUCGGCCACCGCCGCACCCACUUCACUUCCGCCCAGUUUGUUCUCGUCCAUGGUGGAGCCUCAUCAUCCGGGGAUGUACACCAGUUGGGACCCGCAUCAUAUGCCUAAUGACGACUUGGAGGCCAAUCAAAACACGCCCACCUCGAGUGCGGUCAAUAACAUGUCUCGAUCUUGCGACAGCCUAGUCCAAACCGAACUCUCGGGUAUCGUGACGCCGCUUGUGGAAGAACAUAAAGGCCAGAAAGGCCUCCGGUUCCAAUUGGGUGUGGUCGAAGAGGCCAAAUCCAAUCGACCUUCCUCUUUGCCGGGAUUGAACGAUCCGAAGGUGAAAUCGCAGAAAAGAUCCAAAAUCCCGGGCCUGAAAACUUUGGCCGGUCAAGUGGUUCUGGCCUCGCCCAAGGCCCCACCCCAAGUGAAGGUGUUCGCCAAGAAUCUCGUGGAUGAGGCCUUGAGUGAGACCAUCUCCAAAGCCAUUUCCGACUCGUUGCAAUUUCAAGAUGAUGGGACGGACAUCUCGAGCUCCUGGGCCCAUGACGAGGAUGACACGAAAUCACCGCCCACGCCCACUCACUACGAGAUGUCGCAUUCAAGCAUGGUUGAAACGGACUCGCUGGAGGAGAACAACUCGCCCAAGAUGGUCAAAGCCAAAAGUGGUCAAAGCCAGAAGUAGAUGAGCCAAAUGCAGCAGAGGAACACUAGCCAAAUACAAAAUACAGCUUCUCGUACACAAUGCUUAGUUUAUUUUCCGAGACAAUAAAUGCCCGUCAACAUUCUCUCUUAACACAAUCGA
Tigriopus californicus is the source of this 4234-nucleotide messenger RNA. RefSeq names its product serine/arginine repetitive matrix protein 2-like (gene Cep97). The record is from RefSeq and is a predicted model, not a curated record. The coding region runs from base 272 to 4114 and encodes 1280 amino acids. Lineage: Eukaryota; Metazoa; Arthropoda; Copepoda; Harpacticoida; Harpacticidae. Gene Ontology annotation, molecular function: protein binding. The transcript is spliced from 8 exons.